Molecule: messenger RNA, 2937 nt
Organism: Anoplopoma fimbria (sablefish)
Lineage: Eukaryota; Metazoa; Chordata; Actinopteri; Perciformes; Anoplopomatidae
Product: fibronectin type III and SPRY domain-containing protein 2
Exons: 13
Coding region: 221-2092 (623 amino acids)
Molecular function (GO): protein binding
Source: RefSeq, a predicted model, not a curated record
GGCCUAUGUUUAUUUUUAUUUUUAUCAGUAAAUAACAAACUUCCAGCAUUGGUGUUUGGCAUGCCUGUGACAUUUGAGCAAUCCGAGUCAGGUCUAUUUCUGUCACAGUUUCUGGGUGAGAGUUGGACGGCUUACAGAGCUGGUUUGUCGGACACCACUGUUGGCCUGAAAUGGCUGUUUUGAACAGACUGGUUUGCUGAAUUAUCGAGUCCCUCUCCUCAUGGACUUGUAUGGGAUCACAGGAGGCCGACUGGAUGUGAUUGCAGAGGAGGCUGAGUUAAGCAGAGAGUCGACCACCAUGGCAGACGAAGGAGGGAGGGCGACCCGAGGAGUUUCCACCUUCCAGAGGUUUUCUUUUGACACCAACGAGUCCCUUUGUUUUGAGCCCUGUGAGGACAGCCCUCCGCCUCCCACUGGGGCAGAAGAUGGAUUUGAUGAUGAUGUGUUUAAAGGAGGACAAACUGAGAGUGAGAUCGUCACAAUAAGGAAUCGACUGCAAGGGAAGGUCGCUGAGAUGGAAAACUUUGCAAGUCAUCUGGAGGAAAUAUUCCUCACUGUGGAGGAGAAUUUUGGCCGACAGGAGCAGCACUUGGAGCAGCACUACAACGAUGUGCUGCAGACGUUGUCUCAGCGAUAUGACGACAGGGCGGCUGGACUGGAGGAGGAAAAGAAGGGCAAGCUGGAGGCCCUCUACAAGCAGUUGCUGACCUGUGGUCAGGCCAUGGAUGCUUCCAAGGAGCUCAUUGAGACGGCCCAGGAGGUCUACCGCAGCGAAGACAAGAGGCUUUUCCUCAAGGCAGUUAUGCCCACCAUCAAAAGAAUCAAGGAGUUUGCCAAAGAGGAGGUUGACCUCACGUUGUCUACAAAUCUUGAGUUUAACACACCACUUGCUGACCUGUCAGAUGUGAAAACCAUGAUGGACUCCAUCAACGUUGUCCCAGCUCCAUCCGCCCCGGUAAUCAACCCCCAGAUGCCCAACUCUGCCACCCAGACGUCCCUGCGUGUGCGCUGGAGCUUGUUCUCCGACGACACGGUGGAGUACUAUGAGCUUUACUACAGACCGGUGCUGGAGGACACGCCAGCAGACAGCACCUGCGCUCCACUCGUGAGCAAGGUAAAAGUGAAGGAGACUCACUGCACAGUGACAUAUCUGCUGCCCAAUGCUCAGUAUGAACUCUGGGUGACUGCUACCAACACCACAGGCAUCAGCCCAGCGAGUGAGAAGACCUUAUACAUGACAGUGCCGUCGCCUCCUGUGAUCAAGCAGAGGGAGUGUACUAGCUGUCCAGAGGCUGCUCUGAUCCGCUGGGAGUCGGGGAACACCAACCCCGUGGACUCUUACACUGUGGAGCUCAGUGAGAUGGGCACUGAUGGCACAGAGAGCGGCAUUGCUGAGUCUGUAGUAGCCGUGCCCACCUGUCAGUGUCUGAUCCAGCUGCAGACAAAACGCCGUUACCUCAUCUCUGUGAGAGCAGUCAACAUCGGCGGGCCCAGCGACAGGAGUGAAGUUAUUACUGUGUCCACAACAGGUACAUUCUUCUGUCUCCUGGAGGACACUGCCCAUCCUUGUUUGUCCAUCUCUGAAGACGGCUUCACCAUGUUUUAUGGAUACGAGGAGCUGCCAAUUAGCGCCAUGGCCUUAGAUGAUAACAACGCUUUUACCAGGUGUGUAGCUGUCCUGGGGGAUCUGAUCCCAGUGAGAGGCCGGCAUUACUGGGAAGUUGAGGUGGACGAUGUGACAGAAUUUAGGAUUGGAGUUGCGUCCGAGGACACAGAGAGGAACUCGUACCUCGGAGCCAACAACACCUCCUGGUGUAUGAGACACAUUCUCACUCCAUCCAGGCAUAAAUAUGAGUUCCUACACAAUGGCUGCAGUCCUGACCUGAGGAUUACAGUGAACCCAGUGCGGAUAGGAGUGGCACUGGACUACGAGAGGGGGACCCUGUCCUUUUUUAAUGUGGAACUGGAACAACACCUACACACCUUCCAAUGUCACUUCCAACAUUAUGUUCAGCCCUGCUUUGGCCUUGACAACCCCGGAGCUCUUACUGUACACAACGGCAUAGAAGCUCCAGAGUAUUCAUUCAUCUAACCCGGGUUUAACAUGGAAUAAAACCUACGGCUGGCUGGAAGGAAGUGAAUUAACUGUUUUUAUUACUAACCAGAUUUCGUGGUGACAGCCCCACUAAAGAAAACCCUAACUUUGUGUACACCAAAAUGAAUUCAAUAAAAAAAAUAAAACACCUGUCGACCUUCCUUAGCAGUAAAGUAUGUGUGUGAACCGAAGACGAGGGCUUUUCAGUUGUUUUUAUUAUAUUAUUCCAUGGGAACAGGCAUACACCAUUUUCCAAGAUAAGAAAAACGUUUCACUGAAUUUUACAAUAUGUAUUCAUAGCAUCAGUAAAUGCAGCAGACCAAGUGUUUCAAUUCAAACAGGAAAUAAGGGACUUGUUUUUGAUUAACAAAAAGAUGCUUUUAAAAAUGAAAAGGAAAGUUUUAAGAAAUAAAGCCAUUUGUAGAUAUUAUACAAUCGUAUUCAUAUGUUAAAAGGACAAAUCCACCCUGAAUACUUUCACACUGUUAAAAGCAAAUGUUUUGAGAUAUUUUGUGAACAGAAAAUGUCUCUGUAUUCAAGACAUUAGUAAGUGCAUGUUUAAUAGUCAGAUACUUAAAUAGAAUAAAAAAGGGCUACUACUAAGUCAGUUACAACACAAGGGAGAAAUACCUUAUUAGCAUGAAGCCACAAGAUGUGCUGCACCUUAAGUCAUGUGGCUACACACAAAUAUGCACAAUGACAAUGAACUAGUUGGCAGGGCCUCUAUAUUUACAGUUGCUAUAUAAAUGGGCAUAGAUUAAAAUUUUCCCCAUUCUGUGACCCCCCAAUUGUGUGCGGGGUUACGGAAAGGUAUUGUGAAAAAAAAAAAAAAAAAAGAAAAA